GUUCAUUUUAGCUCAACAACUCAAGCAGUACGCAUCAUCGAUCUUGUGCCUUGUGCGAGUGGGCACAGUGCUUUCAAGAAAACUCUAUUGCGGUUUAACUACAGUGAAUUUAACGUGCCUUUGAACGAUAACAGAAAAACAAGUGCCAAAACGAAACAUUGCGGUUAUAUCUAAUACGAAGUGCAACAAACGAAGAUCGUGAAAAGUUCAGUUCAAGUUUCAGAAUCUUGUCGGUGUAAUAUAAGCAAUCCUGUUGGAUAGUGUUUCUCAAGUGUCAAGAGUGGACGGAAAACCCAUCAGGAGUGCUACUGUCCUUGGCGGGGGGACUUGGUGCGUGAGAGCAGCAACAGCUGACCCGCUUGAUCGUACAAAGCGUGUACAGCGCUAGAAACGACGCUCUUUCUUUACUUCGGCACACCACACGUGUACACGCAUCGCUACAGCAGCUGAUUAUAAUUAAUGCAGCGAAAGACGAUCGGUAGAGGAUUGAAGCAAGCUUGCAUUAGUCACCCAAGGGUUUGAUUCUUCCAUUUAAUCUCAACGGCCGGACGCACAAGUGGGAACACCAACGAGAACCUUAAGGCACACUUACGAUCCGAGAAAUUGUGAACCUAGUGUGCGGAAGGAAGUGAUUCGGUUUCGAAAGGAAUCACUUAAACGAAACGAACGUUUAUUUAUUUGCAUACGGUUUGCGACGUUGUUGGAGUGUGAAUUACUCCCCCAUCUUGCCGUGGUACGAUCUCGGACGGCCGUUGAUUGUGUGCUUGAUUGAAUAAAAUUUGCCUCGAGUCUCCAGUGCCGCGGUGGUAAUUUGUCUGAUCGUCUCUGAUCACAUGUACGACACACCCCGCAGACGUUCCGUCCAAAUCGCCAAUCAACGAGGUCAAACGAACGCGAAAUUCAAUUGAUCAACCAUCUGACAGAGAACGUGAUACGGUGAGACGUGGUGUAGGCAACUGGCCGGGACAGUGCAAAAUUGUUGUAACACAUCUUCAGUUACAAAAUCCCGACCCGAUACUUGGCGACAAUCGCGUUGGAACGCGUUCUGCCUAGCGCGAAAAUAGAACACCCAGCAUCGCAAGCCAAGUUGAACGAUGGCCACGAAUACACUCGCGCUGGUGUUCGCGAUCAUCGCGUCGUUAUGUUUGGUCGAGGCAGCAAAAAUACUGGCAAUCUUCCCGGUACCGUUGAAACAACACCAACUAGUCUACCGGCCGCUGAUCGAAGAGCUUGCCGACCGUGGCCACGAGAUAGUGCUAGUAACAACGGAUCCAAUCGAGACGACCAACGGAUCGCUUGAUCGUGUGCAGCAGAUUGAUCUUAGCUUCGCCUAUCAGCUACCCGUAUUGGAGCAGCUGGGCAGGGUUGGAUUGGAUGGGCGUGACAUGCUGCGAAACAUCUUCGACGUUAUGCGUACGAUCUCGGCCGAAGAACUGCAGCAUCCCGCUAUGAAGGAGCUUAUCAACUCGGCCAGACUAUCGGCGGAUGCUAGCCGCUUUGACGUCGUCAUGGUGGAGUGGUGUGGUGUCACACUGAUGAACGCGUUUGCGGAACACUUCCGUGCACCGCUGGUGGGCAUCGCCAACGGGGGAGCGUUCAUCAAUGCGCACGAAGCGCUGGGCAACCCUAACCAUCCGAUCGGCUAUCCGAGCAUCUUCAUGCCGUUUAGCGAAGAUCUGAGCCUGCUGCAGCGCAUCUCGAGCGUGCUGUUCACCGUCUGGUACAGGUUUUACUACUACACCGAAGAGAUUCCAGCCCAGAACCUGAUCGCGCAGAGCAACUUUGGCGAACACAUUUCCGACCUGCGUCAUAUAGAGCAAAACGCAGAUUUGCUGCUAAUCAACGCGUAUCAGCAGCUGGGAAACGUACGUCCCGUUGGACCGACUACGGUAUACCUCGGAGGCAUCCACCAAAGUCGCUCUACCGCCUCUAUCGGCACAGCACUACCGGAAGAUCUUGGCCUUUUCCUGUCCCAAUCGGACGAACCGGUUGUGUACGUCAAUCUGGGCUCUUCGCUCGGUGGAAUCGCUGGACGGGUUCGGAUCGAAAAAAUUGCCAGAGCACUGGAGCAGCUAGAUUUGGCCAGCGUUUGGGUGCUGGACGACGUCAUGGAUCUGAUCAACAGCACGGGGCGCAUCUAUCAAUCACACAACGUACCUCAGGAGGCCGUUUUAGGACAUCCAAAAGUGCGAGCGUUCGUCACAGAUGGUGGCCAAAUUAAUGUAGAGGAUGCGAUUCAACAUAAAGUCCCCGUCGUUGGCAUUAGCUACUCUACCUCCUACGACCACUAUCUGCGCCAAAUAGUCAAGUAUGAGGCGGGCAUCAUCUCACUCAUCGAUUUCGAGACACAAACGUUCGUCGAUAAGCUGCGUGAUGUCCUAACGAACGAAAGAUAUCAAGAAAACGUGAACAAACUGCAACGCUUGCUCAACGACCAGCCCCAAACAUCGAUGGAGCGUGCCGUUUGGUGGAUCGAGUAUGUGGCACGUAACGGUGGAACGAAACCGCUGCACGUGCGCCAUCUAUCGUGGUUCGAGUACCUUCUGCUCGACGUACUGCUCGUGGUUGGCGUCUUGGCUACGCUCGUGUGCUCGCUGAUAGCGUACGGAAUUUAUCGAGCAGUUCGCUACUCGAAAAGCUUACCGAUGGAAAUGGUGACGCGUGGUAGUCGCAAGUGCAAAUUAAUGUAGGAAAACUGUCCCGCAGAGGUUAGGUAUUUACAAAAUAGCAAUAAUGUUUUGCUAUGCAAAAUCUAUAAAAAGGAAGAGAUGGUUUUGUUAAGGAUAACGCCCGUUAUGGGGAAUUAUAGUUGAUAAUGUUUACCGCUUUUUCUUAGUUUAUAUCGUAUGGUAAUUUUGCAUGCUCAGAGCAACAAGAAAAAAAAACAUUAGUUUGUAGAUUUGUUACAUCUCUUAGACAUUGAUAAGAACCGAAUGCCUCACACAAAACAUACUGAAAGUCUGAAACGGUUUUAGGGGUUUGCCUGAACGAAUUGUUAAUGCCUGUGAGGGAAUUUAAAUACGGAUGAUACCUGUCGCGAAUCUUCACUAGUGGAAUCAAACUGUUGCGAAUGUUAAAACAGUUCUAGUGCAUAAGUGCAUUGUGAUAUUACCUGUGUAAGAUGUAUUGUGUACCAGCAUAGGUGGUAUAAUAAAAACAGUACUACUGAAAUAAAACUCAAUUGAAAUUA
This is a messenger RNA of Anopheles stephensi (Asian malaria mosquito), 3190 nucleotides long. RefSeq names its product UDP-glucosyltransferase 2-like. The record is from RefSeq and is a predicted model, not a curated record. Lineage: Eukaryota; Metazoa; Arthropoda; Insecta; Diptera; Culicidae. The coding region runs from base 1095 to 2690 and encodes 531 amino acids. Gene Ontology annotation, molecular function: UDP-glycosyltransferase activity. The transcript is spliced from 5 exons.